Messenger RNA from Bombus huntii, 782 nucleotides. Its product is annotated as protein FAM32A. The coding region runs from base 64 to 405 and encodes 113 amino acids. Gene Ontology annotation, cellular component: nucleolus. The transcript has 3 exons. Lineage: Eukaryota; Metazoa; Arthropoda; Insecta; Hymenoptera; Apidae. The record is from RefSeq and is a predicted model, not a curated record.
GAGAACAUUUUAUAAGUAAGAACAACAAUACAUUAAAUAAUAAAUAUUUAUUUAAAAAUUAACAUGCGAGCAACAACUGAUGAUGAUCCAUAUGCUCAUGUAGCAAAAGGACCAUUGAAACUAAAAAAUGAUCAAAAUGUGAUUAAAAAAAAAAAGAAUAAAGAAGGUAAAAAGAAGAAAUUAGUAGAAGUGACAAAAAUUACGGAAGAAGAACAAUCUAAGGUAAUAGAAAUUAAACGAACAAAAGCUGAAAUAGCAUUUCAAAAGAUGCAAGAGAAGAUGCAAACUGAACGAAUAAAACAAAAGGCUUCAAUGACGCACAAACAACGGGUAGAAGAAUUUAACAGACAUUUAGACAGUUUAACAGAACACUUUGAUAUACCAAAAGUCAGCUGGACAAAAUAAAUUCUUUCUAUGCUUUAUAUUAUACUAUAUUUAUACAUAAAAUUUAAGCAUAAAUAAUAUAAUACUUAAUUACAUUAGAUUAUUCUUAGAUAAAAUUUUUCAUAAAAUUAUUCUUUAUUGUAAAUUUUUUUUAUAAAAGUACAUUAAUUAUUAAACUCAGAUCGUCAUAAAAAAUUGUAAUUGUAAAAUGGAUGGAUUCUUCACACUAAAGCUUAUUGUUAUUUUAUUAAUUAAUAAAAGAUAUAAUUUUUAAGUAUAAGGCACAUUUUGUUAAUGCACUUCAUAUUGUAACAUAUAUAUAAUGAGUAUUAUAUAUUACAAUGUAUAGUAAAUAUCUCUUUGAAUUUAAGAUAUACAAUAAAUAAGUGCAUUAUGUA